This is a messenger RNA of Psylliodes chrysocephalus, 1404 nucleotides long. The record is from the annotation of a GenBank genome assembly. Lineage: Eukaryota; Metazoa; Arthropoda; Insecta; Coleoptera; Chrysomelidae.
AUGAAUGAUUUGAAGUCAAACCUACAAGAUGAUGAAGUCCUGAUCCACGUAGAUUUUAGCGAGAAUUAUUGCACUAAAUACGCAAAAGAAAUACAGGCCUUUCAUUUCGGUGGAUCUCGAGUACAACUGAGCCUGCAUACCGUAGUAGUUUACCUACGAAAUUCCAUCCUUUCUUUUUGCACAGUCUCUGAGAACAUAGCCCAUUCAACUGCUGCCAUUUGGACACAUCUACGACCAAUUUUCAAGACUCUUCCACGUGGCAUCAAACGAGUGCAUUUCUUAAGCGAUGGCCUUGUAACGCAAUAUCGUAAUAAAACUAUGUUUUUUAUAAUGGCAACCAAACUCUUUAAAGAAAUUCCAGAUAUUGAAAACUGUACAUGGAACUACACCGAAAGUGGCCAUGGAAAAGGUGCACCGGAUGGUAUUGGAGCAACGUGCAAAAGAACAGCUGAUUUUGUUGUUAAUUCUGGAGGCGACAUCAACAAUAUUGAUCAGUUUGUUAAAGUGAUCGAAGAACGAUGUCUUGGCAUCACAUGUAUUGCAAUCGACGGUAAACACAUCCAGGCAAUGGUCGAUCAAGUUGAAGAGGAAGCGGCCGAUAAGAAGGGUUUUAAAGGCACUUUAAAUGUGCAUCAGCAUCAUUGCAACAGCAGUGAAUCUUGUGAGCAUUAUAAGAUUGUAAAACCUAGAUGGACAGUAGAAGAAGUGUUUACAGAGUCUGAACCGGCAGAUCUUGAAACUGCUAAGCCUGAAUUGAUACCUGCACCAAACAAGUUCCCUCAAAGAUUUGAUGAUGUUAUAGCAGGAACAAGUGGUACUCGGAAUUCAUAUUACAAUACUGGAGAUUACGUCCUUGUUAAAUAUCCAGCUAAAAAUGUAGAAUAUCGUUAUGCAGCCGUAAUUAAUGAGAUUGAUGACGAUGAAGACGACAAAUAUCGAAGCAGAACUGAAGAAAUAGUUAAAAAAGUUCUCUUUCCUACAUCUCCAUUGCGAAAUAUUUCCAAUAAUCAAUAUUUUGAUAUGUCAACGGUAAAUAUAUCUGAAACAGAUCCAGUUCCUGUAACUCCUGUAAAAGUUAUUUUAGAAGAUACUGAUUCAAUUUAUCUACCAAGUUCUUCGUACACAGAAUUAAUACCAAUGAAAAUUCAGUGCAAAAAGUCUGAUGUGAAUACUAAUAUAGAAAUAGGAGGUACGCAACAAGAGGAAGUUUCAGAAUUGGUUUCAGAAGCUGCCACUUUCAGUCCAAUUUCUGAAUAUCCUAAUCCACAGCAGGAACCACAUUCAUCAUCUGAAGCACAAAACACAUAUCAAGCAAUACAACAACCUUUAUUGCAACUACCUCCAACGAAAGUACAAAAGCCUCCAGAAAUAGUAUCUACAUCUGCACAGGCAAGCACAAAAUGA